This is a messenger RNA of Aspergillus pseudotamarii, 3363 nucleotides long. RefSeq lists its product as uncharacterized. The coding region runs from base 1 to 3363 and encodes 1120 amino acids. The record is from RefSeq and is a predicted model, not a curated record. The transcript is spliced from 5 exons. NCBI's taxonomy places the organism in Eukaryota, Fungi, Ascomycota, Eurotiomycetes, Eurotiales, Aspergillaceae.
AUGGCGCGACGUUACCAGAUUGAUGAGCUGCUAUGGCUACGCUCGUCGCCCCUGGUCGUUAAGCCUGCAAACUUACCUCCGGUAGAAGAAUGGAUGGGCCCGAUACCCGACCCAACGACACAGAGAAAAACCACCGGCCCUCGCGAUCCUAAUAAUCCAAAUGAGACGACACCUCGACGGCCGAGCAUCUUUGAGACUCGUCAUGUCUCCCGCAAUUCGAAUUCAGAGGAUAUUAUUCUUGGGCCACCAAAAACCGCGUUCGCGUCCGCAUCUCGCAUACCGGGCAAGGGCUCGAUCGAUGCUACUGAACGGCCAUCCAGGCAACCUGAUUCGGACGACAUCAAGAAUGACCGCUUAAAUUUCCGCGGCAAGUUCUUCAAGGAUAGGGAAGCUGGUGAUAGUAAUUUUGACCGACGUGACGGAAAGUCGGACCCUUUCACCCCUCGUCGUGGGGACAGAGAUGACUGGAACGCCGGUCGUCCCCGUCGCACCUUCGGCCAGGAUGAACAAGACAGAAAACCAAGACGUAACGGGGACUUUGAUCGGUGGGAACCCCGCGAUUUUAAUCGUGAACGCGACCAACAGACUCCGAAUCAUGAACGGGGAGGGAAAGAUAAGGAUAGUCGAUUCUUUCCUCGGAGGGACGGCCAGCCGGGGCGUGCCCGACAUGAAGGAAGCUGGUUCCGCGAUGACGGCAAUCAGGACGGCCCCGAUGCCGAGGAAGAAAAGACCCCGAUACGGAGCCGAGAUUGGCGUCGAGACCGGCACGGUGCUGACCGGGAUUGGACUCGAGGUGCCAAAUUUGAACAGGAUCCUGAGUGGUUGGAUUCUAAUGAUAAGGAAGAGUCCCGAAGGGUGCACACUCAGGAAGAUUUCGAACGUUGGAAAGAGAGGAUGAAGGCGGGAUCUUCUCAGGCUCCUGUAGAGGAGAAGAAAGAGACACCCAUGGAAUCAACUCCGGCCCCUGCUCAGAAGCCGGAGCCUAGACCAACAGACGGCGAAAUCUUCAGCAGCAGCGGCACACCGUUCCAGUCAGAUACAGCAAUGGAACGCUUUUUCGGACUUCUGGGUGACUCCAAAUCUCCUCAGGAAAUCGCUACCUCGUCACCUUUAGAGGCUCCCUUAGUCAGUCAGGCUACCCCCAAGAAGGAAAAUAUUCCGGGGAAGCCUUUCAAAUCUUCUCGUUUUGCUGGGUUAUUUAGCCCGCCCCCCGGAAGUCCGGCAAAAGAGACCGAUUCGCAGCUGGGGAAUAAGUCUCCUACAGUCCAGCCGUCUACUACUGAUGCUGACCAGGAAGGGUUUCAGCGUAUUCUACAGAUGCUGGGAGGGAGCAAGUCGCGCAAUGCGACUCCUCACAACGACGCCGCGCAAGCCAAUCGGCCUCCGUCUCUUCCCCAAGCAGAAUCUGUCCAAAGCGCCAUCUCAUCCCCCUCCCGCGAGCAAAUCAAGCGGCCAGAACCCAUGCUCAUGCAGGAGACCUCUAUGCGGAGUGCUGGCCCUGCUGUGGAUCCCCAAGCCCGAGAACGGGAACAUUUACUUCGCCUAAUGCAGCAAGUCCGUGUCACUCCCGUCACAAACCAGGCUCAAGGUAGCCAUGGUCAGCCACAAAGCGCCGGUGCCGCUCCUGGUAUGAUGAACAUGCCAGAUAUGCUCCCACCUCCUCCAGGGCUUGCUUCUGCACCAAAGGCUCCUAACUUCAUUGAUGAUCCGGCGAUAGCUAAUAUGCAGAGAGCGGAGCCUGAUCAGCUUCGGCGACGACCCGCGAAUGGGCCUCCAAUGGGCUACUUUGAAGAUAUGCCGUUCCCUCAAGGCGGCCAAGUUCCCAUCACCCCUGGUGGAAGUCGGGCUCCUCAAGGUCAAGGUAUACCUGGCAUGGGCGUGCAGAGACCGCCAGGCUUCGACCACUUGCCGCCUCCUGGAUGGGCCGGCCCCCAGCUUCCUCCACAGCAGGGCGGUGGCCCCGGUCCCCUCGCCCCUCCACCGGGUAUUCCUACUCCAACACGGGGCGUCAACCCUAAUUUCAUGUCUAAUAUGAUGCCAAUGCAUGGUAAUGUUCCACCGCUCGGUGAGCGUCAACCCUUCCCACGUGCAGGUGGCAAUGGAUCAGCGGGAUUCCCGCCUCCCCCAGGUAUGAUGCCUCCUCCGGGUUACAUGAACGGCCCUCCCCCGUCUGGCUUCCCUCCCAUGCCACCUAAUGCCGAAGCUCUGAUGGGUCUUGGCCAUGGUGGCCAGGGUCCAUUUGACGGUAACCCCGGUCCACAGGGGCCUCCGCACUCCUCUCGGCACUUAUUGGAUAUGUUUGGACAAGUCGGCGCUGGAGAUGCUCGGGGCGGCAUGCUUGGCGAUAUGAUGGACGAGGUCGACUUCGAGCUUUGCUUGGACAUCGACCAAUAUAAUCAGGUAGCCACCUCUCGUCGCGAGUCAAAGCGACUAUCCACUCAGUCCACCCCAGACUCAGUCAAGCACGACAGCGUCCGAACUGUGACAACCCCCAAUCGCAAAAUCCGUAAGCACGGGGAACUAGAGUCUACCUCUGAUAUUGACGAAAAUAUCACCCAAGAGCCGCUCCACUACGCACGGCAAUGCAAGAAGCCCAAGGUUGCAAACCAGGCAAAGUCAGACCUCGAGGAUGACCAUGAUCGCACCUAUCUCGACAUCGCGAUCAAACGCAUCACCACUCAUCACGACCAUGAAAUAAUCUCAGACGCCGACGACACAGACCUAGAAACUCACAGCUCAACCAAUACCUCGACCGCAGCUAUCAACGAAGAAACAAUGGACCUGGACACCGACACGGACGCCGACGUCCACACCAACUCAAACAGCCACAGCAUAAUCACCAGCCCGUCUCACUCCUACAUCGCUCGUCCCUCACAUCUAUUCCAUAUCUACGAGGACCCGGAUGACUCGCAUCUGGAGAACCAUCCCGGUCUCUUGUCCAGCUUUACUACCUACUCCUCCGCCGAUGAAGACAAGGAGAACAUCCUCGACGACGAUGACUACGAGCAGCAGGAGCAGACCCAGCGAAUGGGGGUUAAUUCGCAGAUGUGGACUCGUCACUCUACUAAUCGGUUCUCGCAUGUGGUUAGUUCCGGAUAUCAGGGGGUUGAUGGGGGUGCGGAUACGGACGAGGCGGAUACUGAUGUUGAAGAGUUUUUGGCUGAAGGUGGAGAGGGUAGUAGGGAGGUUGAGAUGGAGGAUGUGAGGGUGUCGUUUCAUUCGUUGGGUGCUGGAGAGGCUUCAUUGCUUCCUCUUGCUUUUCCUUUGCCUUUGAGGAUCCCUUCUCCAGCGAUGGUCCAGGGCAAUAGGAUUGCGGGUCGGCGUCGUUGCUUGGGACCUAGACCUGUUGUGCACUUUGAGUGA